Pleuronectes platessa (European plaice) is the source of this 1191-nucleotide messenger RNA. RefSeq names its product ADP-ribosyl cyclase/cyclic ADP-ribose hydrolase 1. Gene Ontology annotation, cellular component: plasma membrane. NCBI's taxonomy places the organism in Eukaryota, Metazoa, Chordata, Actinopteri, Pleuronectiformes, Pleuronectidae. The record is from RefSeq and is a predicted model, not a curated record. The transcript is spliced from 10 exons. Gene Ontology annotation, molecular function: phosphorus-oxygen lyase activity; NAD+ nucleosidase activity. The coding region runs from base 181 to 1056 and encodes 291 amino acids. Gene Ontology annotation, biological process: positive regulation of B cell proliferation.
CUGUGGUUUGGUGCGGAGCUGAAUGUCGAGACAUCACAAUGACACUCAGGUCGGGACAGAAAGAGUUUCACAACACAUUCUCUGGAAUCUAACCUUUUGCAAAGAGACAUGUGAGAAGGAUUAAAGCGUGCACAGACAUCUUUCCUGAGGAGCGCUGAGGCCGCCCAGACUCUCACCAUCAUGACCACCUGGAAACCAGUCCAGAACCUGACCAUAUGGUUGAUGAUGCUUCUGCUCUGCUCCAAUCAGCUGAGAGCACAGCUCGGGACAACCCCCAACAUCAGACACAUCGUGGUGGGACGGUGUUAUAGCUACAUCACCCUCGUCAGCCCCAGUCUGAGGUUUGACUGUGAGGAGAUGUGGAGACGGUUUGAGGAGGCGGUGCUCCGUCAGUCUUCUUGUAAUGUGACGGUGGAGAAUUAUCAGCAGAUGUUUUAUUCCAUCCCACAAAGUAGGCCGUGUGACAGGUUCCUCUUCUGGAGUAAAACCAGGAGUCUGAUGCAGAGCUACAAAGCUGCUGUCCGUGACUCCUGGACGCUGGAGGACACGCUGGUGGGCUUCUUGUUCAACGACCUCAUCUGGUGCGGAGCAGAGGAACAAGCAGGUUUUGAUUUCAGCUCUUGUCCGGCCUGGUCAGCGUGUAGGAACCAUGCUGUGUAUUCUCUGUGGCUUCAGGCCUCUCAGUCUUUUGCAGAAAUGGCGUGUGGCAACAUCACUGUGUUACUGAACGGCUCCAUCGCCAACGCCUUCGACAGGAAAAGCAUGUUGGGAAGUGUUGAACUGGACCACCUGAAUCCACAAAGGGUGAACUAUGUCAACAUUAAGGUGGUGGCCGAUCUACAGGGACCAUUUAUAGAAUCAUGUAGUCAAGGAUCCAUCGUGGACCUGAUCCACAUCCUCCAGUCCCGAGGAUUCCGCUGGACGUGCUCAGACAACGAUCAGACCCUGAUGAUUCUUCAGUGCCUCCGGGACCCGAAACAAUCUGUCUGCCAGACAUACGCCAACAGCCUGUCACACAGACAGUCUCACAUCCAACUGAAUCACACACAAGUUUAACAUCUAUUGUGUAGUCUUGUGCUCAGUGGAGGUGGAUUUAAACAAAUGAUUUUAAUGUUGUGUGUGUCUGUGUGUGUGUGUGUGUGUGUGUGCUGCUGAGUAGCUGAGGAGGUUUACUGUUGACUGUGCAGGUGU